Hypanus sabinus (Atlantic stingray) is the source of this 5806-nucleotide messenger RNA. RefSeq lists its product as uncharacterized. Gene Ontology annotation, molecular function: estradiol 17-beta-dehydrogenase [NAD(P)+] activity. The transcript is spliced from 6 exons. Gene Ontology annotation, cellular component: cytoplasm. Lineage: Eukaryota; Metazoa; Chordata; Chondrichthyes; Myliobatiformes; Dasyatidae. The record is from RefSeq and is a predicted model, not a curated record. The coding region runs from base 882 to 1730 and encodes 282 amino acids. Gene Ontology annotation, biological process: estrogen biosynthetic process.
GGGGCUGCUAUAGUUAGUUUAUGGGGCAUAGUAGGGGAAUUAAGGGUUAUGGGGAAAAGGCAGAUAGAUGGCAAUGAGUCCAUGGUCACAUCAGCCAUGAUCUUAUUGAAUGGCGGAGCAAGCUCAAGGAGCCAGAUGGCCGACUCCUGCUCCUAUUUAUUAUGUUCUUAUGUUCAUAUUUAAACAGAAUCAAGGACAUGGGAGGAUAGAUGGUGCAGGUAAAGAAAGAAAAAGGGACAGAAAUGGAAUAUAAUUGGAUGAGUACAUUAAGAUUGAGAGAGAAGAACUUGAACAUUAGUGGAAGAGAGAAGUAAUAAAAAUAAAAAGCAGAAAUGAAGUGAAAACCAAGGAUGAACAGGGAAAAAUGGAUAUCGGAAGGAAUGGUUUCAUUCAAAGUUCAAAGAAACAGAACAGAACCCAUUAAAAAAACUCACACAGGAACAACCGCCCACGUGCAAAAAAAAAGAACAUAAGUUAACAAUUAACACACAGAACAUGAACCGCAGAAUCCUGAAAGUGAGUCCACGGGCAAGAAGACAGUUCAGCACUGCAGCUGAUCGAGCAGCCUGAUGGCUGCAAGACACAGGCACGGAGCCCGUUCAGCGCUGAGGUGAGUGAAGCUGCCCCAGGUGCCCGAUGGCUGCAGGCCAAAGCCACAGAGCAAGUGAGGUGAGUGAGUGAAUGUCAACAGCUACAAAGUCAGCUUUGCGCUGAGGCGAGUGAACCUCACAGAGCAGUGAGCUGAACACCGGUUUGUCCUUUGCUCUUGGCACCGACGUCCCAAUCCUUUCAACCUGGCUCGGCGCUUAAACUGGCCAAACAUCAAUUCAUUUGUUGCUCUUGGGUCCAGGACCAACUGCUUGUGUGAAGUCUAUGCCACCAUGCGAAAUUUGGACAAACAGAGAGAUCUUGUGGAUAUUGCUGGAAGUACACUGGGAAAAACGCUGGAGAUUAAACAGCUGGAUGUUUGCAGUGAAAAAUCUAUCCGAGACUGCAUCAACAGUAUCCCUAACAGGAAAAUCGAUAUACUCAUUAGCAAUGCUGGAAUGGGGAUGAUUGGACCCAUUGAGUGCCAAACCUUGGAUGAGAUGAAGACGGUUAUGGACACUAACUUCUUUGGGCUUGUUAGACUCCUUAAAGAAAUCUUGCCCGACAUGAAAAGGAGGAAGAGGGGCCACAUCGUGGUGAUCAGUAGUGUCAUGGGCAUUCAAGGGAUAUUAUUCAAUGAUGUCUAUGCUGCCUCGAAAUUUGCAGUGGAAGGAUUUUGUGAAAGUUUGGCAAUCCAGGCCAUCAAAUUCAAACUGAACAUAACUCUGAUCGAACCUGGUCCUGUGGUCACUGAGUUUGAGAAAAAGGUUUAUGAAGAAGGAAUGAAAAUUGAUUUGUCUGCCGCAGACCAAGAAACGAGGGACAUGUUCACAAACAUUUAUUUGCAAAACUAUAAGGAGAUAUUCUCAAGCCUGGGACAAAGUGCAGAUGAAGUGGCUGAGCAUACAAUGAAGAUCAUCCUGUCAGACAACCCACCGUUCCGUCACCAAACAAACACCCUUUAUACCCCCAUGACAACUCUGAAGUAUGCAGAUCCUAAUGGAGAUCUCCCCAUUGACACCUUCUACAAGAUGGUCUUCCAUCAUGACAAGAUCUUCCAUGCCAGCCUCAAUUUCAUUAAAUUGCUAAGGUGGAGAAGCAGGAAGAGUUUUAAUCUAGGUAAAGCAAGCAGUAAGGAGUAGCCAUAUUCACCACAACAAUGGAAAAGCUAGUAGUCAUCUCUUUUUAAUGUUAGUUCUUAGCCAAGUCUGCUUUUUUAAUUUAUUGAGAUACAGUGUGAAUAGGCCCUGCGAGUCACACCGCUCAGCAGUCACCUGAUUUAAUCCUAAUCACUGGACAAUUUACAACAACCUUCCAACCAGUACAUCUCUGGACUGUGGGAGAAAACCAGAGCACCCAGAAGAAACCCACGUGGUCACAGGGAGAAUGUAGAGACUCCUUACAGACAACAGAGGGAAAUCUCGGAUCGCUGUACUCCACGCUACCAUGCCACCUUCGUAAUACAGGCUUGAGGGAAUUGCCUCUGCUGUGAAGUGUGACUCAGCUCUCCAGAAGUGUUCAAACGACUGAUCACAUUUAAAGAAGUGAGGGAAAUUCGGGAAAGUCCUCAGACUUCUCACCAGCAGUGUUAGCAGUCCCACCCUUCCAAUGGGAAGGAGUCCUGAUUUUUGGGCUCAGGAUCGAUGGCACUGAGCGAAGAGCCUAAACAGACUGGAGCUCCAGUUUCCAAGUGGGUAAUUAGAUGGAAUCACAGUGUUGGAAAAAAGAACUAAUGUACCUCAGACUCUGAAAUUGUUACUGUUCUUCACAGAACACAGAACAGUACAACACAGGAACAGGCCCAUUGCAUCAUGAUGUCUGCUUAGAAUACAAUGCUGAAUUAAACCAUAUUCAUGUGUCUAUCUAAAAUCCUCUGAAACUCUGUUAUCUGCUUCCCCCAGCAGACCAUUCUGGGCAACUACAACUCUCUGUGUACAAAAAAUUGUCUUGCUUAUCUUGGUCAUUGAGUCAUGGAAUACUACAGCACAGAAACAAGCCUUUCGGCCCAUCUAGUCUGCACUGAACCAUUAAUCUGCCUCAUCCCAUCGACCUGCACCUGGACCAUAGCCCUCCAUACCCCUCCCAUCUAUGUAGCUAUCCAAAUUUCUUUUAAAUGUUGAGAUCAACCAGCACCUUCAACUUGUGCCAGCAGCUUGUUCCACACUCUUACCACCCUUUGAGUGAAGAAGUUACCCCUCAUGUUCUCCUUAAACAAUUCGCCUUUCAACCUUAACCCAUGACCUCCAGUUGUAUUCUCAUUUAACCUCAGUGGAAAAAGCCUGCUUGCAUUUACCCUAUCUAUAUCCCUCAUAAUUUUACAUAUCUCUAUCAAAUCUCUCCUCAAUCUUGUAAUCAUCCUUGUAAACCUCACACUUGUCUGCACUAAAUUUCAUUUUUCCAUAUCACUUUUCAGCCUAUUUUUCUGGAUGGUCCAGAUCUCGCUGCAAGCUUUGGCAGUCUUCUUCACUGUCACACACACAAUCUUGCUGUCAUCUGCAGUUUUGCUGAUCUGGUUUAACACAUUAUCAUCCAGACCUUUGUUAUAGAUGACUAGCAACAAUGGACACAGCAUCGAACCCUGCAGCUCUCCACUAGCCACAGGCCUCCAGUCAGAGCGGUAUCUAUCUACUACCACUCUCUGGCUUCUCCCACAAAGCUAAUGUCUAAUCCAAUUUACCACCUCAUCUUGAAUGCUGAGUGACUGAACCUUCUUGAUCACCCUCCCAUGUGGGGUCUUGUCAAAGGCCUUGCUAAAGUUCAUGUAGAUAACAGCCACUACCUUCCCUUCAUCAACCUUCCUGGUCACUCCUUCAAAAAACUCCAUAGGAUUGUUCAGACAUGACUUACCGCUCACAAAACCAUGCUGACUAUCCCUAAUCAGUCCCCGUCUAUCCAAAUACUUAUAUACCAAGCCCAUUAGAAUACCUUCCAGUAACUUGCCCAUUACUGAUGUCAGACUCACUACAACUUCCUGGUUUAUUCUUACAGCCUUCCUUAAACAAUGGAACGCAUUAGUUAUCCUCCAGUCCUCCGGCAUCUCACCAAUGGCGAAGGAUGUUUGAAAUAUCUCUGCUAGGGCCUUUUCAAUUUCUGCUCUAGCCUUCACAGGGUCCGAGGGAACACCUUGUCUGGUUCUGGGAAUUUAUCCACUCUAAUUUGCCUCAAGACAGCAGACAGCUCCUCCUCUGUAAUCUGCAUGAUCACGUUGCCCCAUUGGCUCACGUCUGUGUUCAUCUCCCAAGUAAAUACAGAUGCAAAAAAUCCAUUUAAUAUCUCGUUUGGUUCUACACAUAGAUUACCAUGCUGAUCUUCCAGAGGACCAAUCUGUUGUUUGCUAUCCUUUUGCUCCUUAUAUAUUUAUAGAAGCCCUUAGGAGUCUUCUUCACCUUGUCUGCCAGAGCAACCUCAUGCCUACUGAUUUUCUUCUUAAGCUAUGUACCUUUCUUUUUCUUAAUCAGGGCCUCAAUAUCUUUUGAAAACCACAUUUCCAUAAACCUGUUAUCCUUGCCUUUUGCUCUGACAGGAACAUACAAACGCUGUACAAUCAAACUGUCACUUCUGAAGGCCUCCCACUUAACAAGUACACUUUUGCCAGAGAACAACCUAUCCCAAUUCACACUUGCCAGAUCCUUUCUGAUACCAACAAACUUGGUCUUUCACCAAUUUAGAAUCUACACCCGAGGUCCAGACCUAUCCUUUUCCAAAAUUGCCUUGAAACUAAUGGCAUUAUGAGCACUAGGUGCAAAGCGUUCCCCUACACAAACUUCUCUCACCAUAUCUUCUGUAGAUUUUCUCUCAUUCACCUUAAAUGCAUGUCCUGUAGAAUUUGUUAUUUCUGCACUGAUAGUAAGAUUCUGACUGUCUAUCUUCUGUUAGCUUCUCAUCAGUUUUAAGCUUCUGUCAGUCCCAAUGCUCCAAAACAACCAAAGUUUGUUCAAGGUCUCCUCAUGGUUCAUACCCUCUAAUUCCUAACUUCAGAUUGGGGAAUUAGUUAGCAGGCCUGCGGGUGUCCUGGGCAGGAUCAACAAUGAUGUCCUGAAACGUUGAAUAGAAAUGGUUAAGGUAAUGUCCUAUCACUUGAUACUUCCCUUCCAUUUAGUUACUUUGCCAGAGGUGAACUGGCAUUGAAGCUGGCUGCUUCAUCUUGAGCAUCUCCCGUUCCAGUAGAUUUGAAGAUCCAAGUUUAUUUAUAAAAUAUAGAAAUAAAGAAAAGCUACGGCAUAAUACAGGCCCUUCGGCCCCCAAAGUUCUGCUGAACAUGUCCCUACCUUAGAAAUUACUAGGGUUACCCAUAGCCCUCAAUUUUUCUAAGCUCCAUGUACCUAUCCAAAAGUCUCUUAAAAGACCCUAUCGUAUCCGCCUCCACCACCGUCACCAGCAGCCCAUUCCACACACUCACCACUCUCUGCAUAAAAAAAACUUACCCCUGCCAUCUCCUCUGUACCUACUCCCCAGCACCUUAAAUCUGUGUCCUCUUGUGGCAGCCAUUUCAGCCCUGAGAAAAAGCCUCUGACUAUCCACAUGACCAAUGCCUCUCAUCAUCUUAUACACCUCUAUCAGGUCACAUCUCAUCCUCAGCCGAGUUCACUCAACCUAUUCUGAUAAGGCAUGGUCCCCAAUCCAGGCAACAUCCCUGUAAAUCUCCUCUGCACCCUUUCUAUGCUUUCUACAUCCUUCCUGUAGUGAGGCAACGUGUACAUCGAAGCAUAUGGUGAAAUGUGCCAUUUGCGUUAACAACCAACAGAUCCAAGGAUGUGCUGGGGGCAGCCCACAAGAGUCGCCGCACAUCCCGUGCCAACAUAGCAUGCCCACAAUGCUUGGCAGAAGAACACAGAACACGAUGAGCAACAGAACAGCAGCAGCAAAACAAGACCCGUUCCUCCCUCCCACCAACCAAUGCACAGACACAUUCUCUAAGCCCAAUACAUUUCAUAUUCUUCAGCUCCCGUGGACUUGGAUCUGGACCCUUUUGACUACCCCAGCGACCAUGCACUAUAGCUGACUCCUAAAAUGAAUGCCAUCAUAUAUAGCAGGCAACGUUAUUAUGUAACAGGCUAAUUCCCUAUCUCAAAUACCCAAUGGGUUUUGCUUUAUUAUAUAAAUAUUAAGACAGGUGUGGCAACAGAGAUGUUCUUGUUGGUAAAGAUAAUGCACAAAUCAAGAUCAUUUCCAGUGCUACUCCCAUUGAUGUCACUUAGCCAUUCAGAUCCCACCUGAU